Messenger RNA from Puma concolor (puma), 1446 nucleotides. RefSeq names its product hyaluronidase 4 (gene HYAL4). Gene Ontology annotation, biological process: hyaluronan catabolic process; carbohydrate metabolic process. Gene Ontology annotation, cellular component: cytoplasmic vesicle. Gene Ontology annotation, molecular function: hyalurononglucosaminidase activity. The record is from RefSeq and is a predicted model, not a curated record. Lineage: Eukaryota; Metazoa; Chordata; Mammalia; Carnivora; Felidae.
AUGAAAGUAUUAUUUGAAGGACAAUUAAGGUUUUGUGUUGUUCAACCAAUACAUCUCACAUCAUGGCUGCUCAUAUUCUUUAUUCUGAAGUCUAUCUCUUCUCUAAAACCUGCCCGACUUCCAAUUUAUCAAAGGAAACCUUUUAUAGCUGCUUGGAAUGCUCCAACGGAUCAGUGUUUGAAAAAAUACAAUAUAAGACUAAAUUUGAAAAUGUUUCAGGUGAUUGGAAGCCCACUGGCCAAGGCCAGGGGACAAAAUGUCACCAUAUUUUACGUCAACAGAUUGGGAUACUAUCCAUGGUAUACAUCACAGGGGGUUCCCAUUAAUGGGGGUCUCCCUCAGAACAUAAGUUUGCAAGUACAUCUAGAGAAAGCUGACCAAGAUAUUAAUUAUUACAUCCCUGCUGAAGAUUUCAGUGGACUUGCUGUUAUCGACUGGGAAUAUUGGCGACCCCAGUGGGCCCGUAACUGGAACACAAAAGACGUCUACAGACAGAAGUCAAGAAAGCUGAUUUCUGAUAUGCAAGAGAAUGUAUCAACUACUGAUAUUGAAUAUUUAGCCAAAGCAACAUUUGAAGAAAGUGCAAAAGCUUUCAUGAAGGAAACCAUCGAAUUGGGAAUGAAGAGUAGACCCAAGGGCCUAUGGGGUUAUUAUUUAUAUCCUGAUUGCCACAAUUAUAAUGUUUAUGCCCCGAAUUAUACUGGGUCAUGCCCGGAAGAGGAAGUGUUGAGAAACAAUGAGCUCUCUUGGCUCUGGAAUAGCAGUGCUGCUUUGUAUCCUUCUAUUGGUGUCAGAAAAUCUCUUGGAGACAACGAAAACAUUUUGCGCUUCUCGCAAUUUCGGGUGCACGAAUCCAUGAGGAUCUCCACCAUGACAUCCCACGAUUAUGCUCUGCCUGUGUUCGUUUACACAAGGCUAGGCUACAGGGAGGAACCUUUAUUUUUUCUUUCUAAGCAAGAUCUAAUCAGUACUAUCGGAGAAAGUGCUGCCUUGGGAGCUGCGGGCAUUGUUAUCUGGGGAGACAUGAACUUAACUUCAUCUGAGGGUAACUGUACAAAGGUGAAGCAGUAUGUGAGCUCUGACUUAGGGAGCUACCUAGUCAACGUGACCAGAGCUGCUGAGGUAUGCAGCCUUCACCUCUGCCAGAGUAACGGGAGAUGCGUAAGGAGGAUGUGGAACUCUCCGGAUUACCUUCACUUGAACCCUGCAAAUUACCACAUAGAAGCCUCCGAGGAUGGAGAAUUUACCGUGAAAGGAAAAGCAUCUGAUACAGACCUGGAAGUGAUGGAGGAGAAAUUUUCCUGUCACUGUUAUCAGGGAUACGAAGGAGCUGACUGCAGAGAAACGAAGACGCUGGAUGGCUGCUCUGGGGUGUUCUCUUUUUCUGGCUCACUGAUAACACUAUGCCUGCUGGUUUUAGCAGGUUAUCAAAGCAGUUGGUUGUGA